This is a messenger RNA of Daphnia pulicaria, 1034 nucleotides long. RefSeq names its product repetitive proline-rich cell wall protein 1-like. Bases 366 to 1034 code for a protein of 222 amino acids. The record is from RefSeq and is a predicted model, not a curated record. Lineage: Eukaryota; Metazoa; Arthropoda; Branchiopoda; Diplostraca; Daphniidae. The transcript is spliced from 3 exons.
AACGAAAUUUGGUUAUCAAUUCCUGGAAAGCAGUAGGUAUACUAAACUUAUAAGACUUAUAAAAAUAUUUCAAGCAUUUUCUGUGCGUUUUUCACAAAAAUGUUUGUCUUAAAUCGUCCUUGCUAUGUCAUUUGCACCUGUGACACCUUGAAUAUGUGGCAGUCGUUGAGUACACAAUAUUCGCCUCUGAUUUCGUUGUUUCACCUAAGAUGUAAGGUCACAGAAAAAUUAGUACUGGAGAAAACGGAAUAAAAAGGCCUGGCUGAGUGUUGAAUAGCAUCAUUCGAUCUUCUGUUGGCAUCAAGCUAACAGCUCGUCCUUUGGCUUUUAUUUGCAAUUCAUAAAGUUGUUUUAUCCACGGCAAGAUGAAGGGACUUUUCAUCUCGAAAAUGGUUUUACUAGUUGCGUUUUGCGUCUGGAAUUGCCAGGCGGAUAACGUGACCGAGACGGCGCAAAAUGACCGGACGAAACGGUUCAUCCUCUUCAAGCAAUCUAAAGGCAUGGGCUUCGGUUUGGGUGCUGGACCAAAAGCAAAAGCUUUUCCGGCUAUGUCAAUGGUCGGCGUCGUCGAGCAACCUUAUCCAGUUCCGGUAGGCGUUCCGGAAUAUCCUGCAUACGCUCCUCCGAGUUAUUCACCACUCGCCUACGCACCGCCUCCAAGUUAUUCACCACCUGCAUACGCCCCGCCUCCCCCUGCUUACAGUCCCCCUGCUUACAUGCCACCUAUGGCACCCAUGCCACCUGCUUACAGUCCCCCUGCUUACAUGCCACCUAUGGCACCCAUGCCACCUGCAUACAGUCCUCCUACGUACAGCCCUCCUGCUUACAGUCCUCCCGCUUACGAAGCUCCUAGCUACCCCAUGCCGUCUUAUUCUCCUCCAGCUCCUCCAGCCUAUGCUCCUCCAGCCUAUGCUCCUCCAGCUCCUCCAGCCUACGCUCCUUCGGCUCCUCCUAGCUACCCCAUGCCAGCACCCCCAGCAUAUUCUCCUCCAGCUCUUCCUAGCUAUCCUGCUCCUGCUCCAAUGUAUCCUUAA